GAAGGAGAAGACGGAGGAAACGCAGACCUCAGACCAGCCCACUUCGCCUCACUGUCCUUUCUUUCUGCUCCCGGUGUCCGUAGACAAAUCUGACCGGGGAUCAGCGCACUCGGGUUCCCUCCACAGUCAGUCGCACCAACUGGGACUCCAGAGGAAAUCGUGUUCGUCGUCAGCCAAGUCCGCACGCUCGAGACACAUCCAUAGCAGCCCACGGCGAGGGGAACGGACGGUGUGACGAGAAGGGACUAAAAACCAACCGCUGGCAGAAACAACAGAGGGCUUUAACGCAAAACAACACAUUUAGCGGCGAGAGGAGAGAAGACUGCCUGCUCCGAGGAGAAGUAGCAACCUACGCGGAGCUAAUUUUUCCAACAUUUUCUAUUAUUGGCUGCGAGAGUGUGCUCUCCCCGAGCCACAUUUAUAAAGAGAGCUAGCGGAAUGUAAUGCUAGCAAGCUAGCUAAUUUUAGCUAGCUAAUUAGCUUGUCAGGCAUCCAAGACUCGGACGGGAUCUUUAUUAAAAUAGGUCACGGUUUGGCGUCGUUGGACUUUUUUUUGGGGGGGGGAAACAGCUGUACGUAAUUAGCUUUGUCCAGAAUCCUGGCAUGGUCAUAAUGUUCUGUCUCGAAUAGCUAACGCCAAGUUAGACAAUAAACAGGACCAGCUGCCCACAUUGAUGUAAACCAGUUUGGCAUUAUCCGUCUACGCUUUUUUUGUUGUUGGGAAAAGCCAAAUCUUUUGUGAAUAUCAAGGUGUGGACGAAUCAAACGAAAAGGUACAAAACAAGACUUUUGACUGUUGACUGCCGUCCAAUGUUAAUGUCGACCGACGUUGCAUCUAUAAUGAUACCCGUUAGUCGGGGAAUAAUGGAAAGAGACAUUGAUACGACAGCCGGACCCCUUGCAAACGCGGCCGGGGGUCCAGCAGCUGUCCGGGGGAUGAAGCGAGGAGACCCGGAGCCCGACGCUCAAACAGCAGCUGCCCUGACGGACUUUGCCGUGGCGGAGUGCAAAAGACCCAGGAUAGACGGAACCGGGAGUGUUGUUGGUGAUAUUGGACAGAACAAUGAGCCUUUAAACCCCGGUUUCCAUGGAUACCCUCCCCACAGUCAGGGCUCUCAGGAUUCAACAGGAGGACAGGAGGGAUUGGUGGCCCCGCCCUUUUCACCGUUCCCCCCUCCACCCCCUCCUCAAAACGGGCUAGCAGGGACAGAGUUUGUCCCAGGGGCCAUGUUUGGUGGUGGAGGCCAAGGCCCAGCAGAGUUAGGGGCUGGUGCUAAUGGAGCCCCCACCAACACCACCACCAACAACAACGGAAAGACAGAGGAGGGGUCCCAGGGUGAGGCGGGCCUACAGUGCGGCACAGGAGGCUCAGGAUCUGGGGGCUCUGUGGGAGACCCCUCCGAGGCCAAAGGGACCCCCAAACGCCUCCACGUCUCAAACAUCCCCUUCCGCUUUCGGGACCCUGACCUCAGGCAGAUGUUUGGGCAAUAUGGGAAGAUCCUGGAUGUAGAGAUUAUUUUCAAUGAGAGAGGAUCAAAGGGUUUUGGCUUUGUGACAUUUGAGACCAGCGCAGACGCAGAGAAAGCCAGGGAAAAGCUCCACGGCACAUUGGUGGAAGGUCGUAAGAUUGAGGUGAAUAAUGCCACGGCCAGGGUGAUGACCAACAAGAAAAUGGUCAGCCCCUACCCUAAUGGAGAGGCUCUCAGCACGCUGCCUUAUGCGGGGUGGAAGUUGAGUCCUAUGAUGGGGGCCGUGUACGGACCAGAGAUCUACGCAGUCCCAGGGUUUCCCUAUCCUUCAGCAGCGGCAGCGGCCACCACAGCAGCCGCCGCCUUCCGCGGUGCCCACCUCCGGGGCCGGGGCCGGCCGGUCUACAGUGCUGUGCGGGCUGCCGUGCCUCAGCCUGCCAUCCCGACCUACCCCGGACUAGUGUUUCAGGACUCAGUCCUUAGUCCCAGAUUGCCUCAGGGAGGCUACCCUGCCGCUGCUGCUGCUGCUGCCGCCGCCGCUUAUCGCUAUGCCCAGCCGGCCGCCGUAACCGGAGCAACCGCCGCAGCUGCCGCCUACAGCGACAGUUACGGCCGGGUGUACACUACAGAUCCCUACCACGCUUUAACUCCUGCCGCUGCCGCUUACGGAGUGGGAGCAAUGCAGCAAUCAUUGUCUGUAGAAGGACUCAUGGCACUGCAAGCCAGUUUAUACCGGGCAGGAUACAGUAGGUUUGCUCCUUACUAAAAACCCACAAAUCACACCCGAGGAAUUUCACACCGCUCCAAAAACCCUUUUUCAAGCUCUUUGUUUGGCAGCAGCUCCCCUCCAUUUUUUUCUGCAGGCGGACUAUAGUGACAACUUUUGUGUUUUGUUUUUGUUUUCUUAUAUAUAUAUAUAUUUUUUUUUUCCCCUGUGGCAAGAGCGAGAUCAUAUGCCACCUCAUCAACUCAAACUCUUGUUUCUGUACUCCUCUGUCUGUCGCCGACACGGAAAAGAUAACAAAACUGCCAGGAGUGUCUCCCCCAUAAAAAGCCGGAGUCUGCUACUUUGAACUACGGGGCACAAACAGGACGGUUUUUAAAACACUACGGGACCUGGACGGAGAGAGACUGCUGUUCCUGUGUGAUCCUGCACACCCUUUUUUUUCCGUUCUUUUUUUUGUUCCUAUAAGUUUCUGAACUUACCGUACAUCCACUGCCCUAUAAGACCUAGUCAGACCUAUGUACACACACACUUACAUUGAACACUAAGUAUACGGUUUCCCCCUUUCUUUUAGUGUUGGCCUGCACACAAUGAUGCCACAGCACAGCGUCACUAUAAAAGGUACUCAUGUUUUUAAACACUACAUUGACGCCAAGCUACAGCCCUGUACAGCAGAGACGUCCCUCUGGUUUAGCAUCGUGGUGUAAUAAUGAAACUCGGACUGCUUAAUACGGAAGAUGUAGGAAUUAUUCUUGUCCUGUCGUUUUGCAAAAGCCGGGAUACCGAAACAUUCAGCCGGAGGGAAUUGGGAGCAUCUGACUGACAAAAAAACCCACAAAAAACAGCAUGGGAAUUUUUUUUUUUUUUUUUUU
Messenger RNA from Etheostoma spectabile (orangethroat darter), 3065 nucleotides. RefSeq names its product RNA binding protein fox-1 homolog 2. Gene Ontology annotation, biological process: nervous system development; regulation of alternative mRNA splicing, via spliceosome. Bases 811 to 2235 code for a protein of 474 amino acids. The transcript is spliced from 14 exons. The record is from RefSeq and is a predicted model, not a curated record. Lineage: Eukaryota; Metazoa; Chordata; Actinopteri; Perciformes; Percidae. Gene Ontology annotation, cellular component: nucleus; cytoplasm. Gene Ontology annotation, molecular function: mRNA binding.